This is a messenger RNA of Eucalyptus grandis, 1237 nucleotides long. Its product is annotated as WAT1-related protein At5g07050. Gene Ontology annotation, molecular function: transmembrane transporter activity. The transcript is spliced from 7 exons. The coding region runs from base 18 to 1121 and encodes 367 amino acids. Gene Ontology annotation, cellular component: plasma membrane. Lineage: Eukaryota; Viridiplantae; Streptophyta; Magnoliopsida; Myrtales; Myrtaceae. The record is from RefSeq and is a predicted model, not a curated record.
GGGACGAGAGAGCCGAGAUGGCAUCGUUGGCCUGUUGUAACUUGUACCGGAAGUUCAAACCGCAUUUGCUCAUGAUUCUGACUCAGAUAGGUUACACCUUCCUGUACUUCAUAACUGAAGCUUCGUUCAACCACGGGAUGAACCCUCAUGUGUACAUAACCUAUCGGCACAUCGUGGCCGGCUUUGUUAUGCUCCCAUUUGCCUAUUUUCUCGAAAGAAAAACAAGGCCACAGCUAACGGUGUCUCUGUUUGUGGAGAUCUUCAUCCUGUCCCUCUUGGGAGUCGGACUGACGCUAAACAUGUAUUUCGCAAGUUUGAGAUACACAUCCCCAACGUUUCUUGCGUCAAUGGUGAAUACCAUAGCUUCCUUGACUUUUGUCAUUGCCAUUGCGCUCAGGUUGGAGGUUCUCAACCUCCGAAACCCUCGAGGGAUGGCGAAAGCCCUCGGGACGUUAGUCUCCUUGGCGGGUGUGACAACGAUGACAUUGUACAAAGGCCCAAUCAUGAGGAACUUGUGGCAUCCUCUGAUCCAUAUUGGAGGCAACACCAGUGUCCGGGAGGACUGGUUGAAGGGCUCGGUCCUCACCAUUGCGAGCUGCGUCACAUGGUCAAUAUGGUACAUCAUGCAGGCAUACACGUUAAAGAGAUACCCGGCACAGCUUUCCUUGACUACAUGGAUGAGCUUUGUCGGUGGAGCGCAAUCGGCAGUCUUCACAGUGAUUGUCGAGCAUAAACGAGCUGCUUGGACAAUCGGAUUUAACAUAGAUUUUUGGUCCACCUUAUAUGGUGGAGUGGUUUGCUCAGGUUUAAUCAUCUUCAUUCAGCUGUGGUGCACCGAAGAGAAGGGACCAGUGUUUGUCACCAUGUUCAACCCACUCUCGACGAUUUUAGUCGCCAUGCUAGCAUAUUUCGUCCUCGGCGAGAAGCUCUACUUGGGCAGCAUAAUCGGGGCAGUCAUUGUCAUUAUCGGGCUGUACUUGCUGCUGUGGGGAAAGGAUAAGGAUCAAGGAGGUCGAGUCGAGUCUGAGGAGCAAUCUUACUCGACUUCCGAAGGACGAAAUGCAGAAAAGCAACGAGUCGUCACACCGAGCCUAAGAGAACUACCAAAAGCCGAAGCUUAGGAGUCAAAUGCGGGCUCCGCGUUACAACAGAGUGAGGGUCCUUGUUUAUUUGUUGUUUUUGCAUCGAAAUUUCCAAAAGAAGAGAAUAUGAGAAGCCUCAGAAUCCCGAAUGAGCA